ACUUUUAAUGAAGGUGCUAGUACAUAUUUACUAAUGAUGCAAGCACUGAACAUCGAUGUUGGCCGAAAUUGCGCUACAUACUGCAAGAAUCAAGACCGAGAGCGCAUCAAUUUGUCUGAUAUUCGAGUGCAGGAGGCGACGCGCGAAGGAAGAAUUGCUCGCAGACAAAGCAAUCCUCUUUCUACGAAGCUGCAAUUGCUGCUGAGGGUACUUUAUAUGGUCCUGGAAUUGACGACUAGAGAUCGACCGUUUCAACUGCACAGUGUCCACCGCCGAACGUGUCGGAAAAAAACUUAUCAUCUGCCGGCGGCCAUAACUUUUUUAUUUUUAGACAUUUUGUAAUAAAAAAAAUUUUUUUAAGCUCUCAAAACAUGUAUCUUUAAGUACAAAAAAAUUCAUGUCAUUUCCAUUAAUCGUUUCUGAAAAAAAAAUCUGAAUUUCGACCUAUUUUUCGGGCC
Temnothorax curvispinosus is the source of this 458-nucleotide messenger RNA. RefSeq lists its product as uncharacterized. The transcript has 2 exons. Lineage: Eukaryota; Metazoa; Arthropoda; Insecta; Hymenoptera; Formicidae. The record is from RefSeq and is a predicted model, not a curated record. The coding region runs from base 34 to 342 and encodes 102 amino acids.